Messenger RNA from Hydractinia symbiolongicarpus, 546 nucleotides. Its product is annotated as probable ATP-dependent DNA helicase RecS. Lineage: Eukaryota; Metazoa; Cnidaria; Hydrozoa; Anthoathecata; Hydractiniidae. Gene Ontology annotation, biological process: DNA repair; DNA recombination. Gene Ontology annotation, molecular function: 3'-5' DNA helicase activity; four-way junction helicase activity. Gene Ontology annotation, cellular component: cytoplasm; chromosome. The transcript has 2 exons. The record is from RefSeq and is a predicted model, not a curated record. Bases 1 to 546 code for a protein of 181 amino acids.
AUGAAAGAAGAUAUUUUGGAAGAAUUGAAAUCCUUAAACUCUCGAAUAAGGGUAGUAUUUGCAACCACUGCUUUUGGUAUGGGUGUUAAUGUACCUCAGGUUACUAACAUUAUUCAUAUUUCUCCCCCAUCAAAACUGGAAAGUUACAUACAAGAAAUUGGACGUGCAGGGAGAAAUGGUGCACAAUCAAAUGCCAUAUUGUACUACAACAACUCUGACAUCAUUUUAAAUGCGAAACACAAGACAAUUGUUGUGAAAACUAAUCCUACGACAACUGAAGAUUUUUCUCCUGUUCAUCAUAUACAAAUGUCAGAUAUUGAUAGAGAAUCAAUACGUUUAGAGCUAGAAAUGAUUAAUGUUGAAAAGGAAGAAGACUCUCAUUUAUUAACAUUUGAGUUUAAUUUGACACAUGAUGUUAUUGGAAAAAUUUCCAACAAUUUUCAUUUAAUAACUUGUGAACGUGAUUUAUUGCAUAAAUUUGAUGUUUGGGAUGAAAGGUAUUCGACAAAAAUUUUUGAUGUCAUCAGAAAAUAUUUGAAUCUAUAA